UUCACAAUCUUGCCCGAUUCUCUAUUUAUACAGAGAGAUUUCCUUAACGAUUUCCAGGUACCCAUUUUCUACAUCAACCCAGCUGAUAUUUGCAAUGGUGUCUGAAUCAAAUAAAGUUGUGAAAGCAAUGGCAGAAGAGAGCAGUACAACUUCACUGGUAUCCCGCAAGCGUGUAUUCCCCUGUCGCCAUUGUUCCAGACAAUUUCAUACCCAUCAAGCUUUAGGAGGCCACCAAAAUGCCCACAACAACAGCAAGAAGAAAAAGCCCACGCCCACCAUCACCAAUUUCACCUCAAUCUUUGCCCAACACAAAAAAUGGCGCAGAUUGGCACCUCGCCCACCUUCAGUUUUUUCAAUUCAUGGCCUCUUUACAACCACAGAUCUUCAUCAUUCUUCACCCUCUCUUAACAUAAGCCCACAUUCUUCAGCCCAAAUUGGGUUUCAGCAAUAUCCUUUCAGCCCAAGUUUGUUUGGAGGUCUUCAAUCAUGCGGAAGUAAGACUGAAUGUAAAAUGGCAGGAUUUCAGCCCAUUGUCCAUGGUGGUCUUCAAUCAUUUGGAAGUAAGAGUGAGCCUAAAGAGGCAGGAUUUCAGCCCAUUGCCCAUGGUGAUCUUCAAUCAUGUGGAAGGAAGACUCAGUCCAUUGCUCAUGGUGGUCUUCAAUCAUGUGGAAGGAAGACUGAGCCUAAAGAGCCAGUAUAUCAGCCCAUUGCUCAUGGUGGUCUGUACUGUCCUGCUACUAUGUUUGGUGGUGGCGAUCCUUGCAGUUUUCAAAGUGCUGGGCAAAAGGAGAAUGGUGGGUUGGAAAGAGUUCCUUACAGUUUUCAGAUUCCUCUCCAGGAAACAGUUGAUCCCUGCAACAAAGGUGGAGAAAUGAGCUUCCAAUCAUCUUGUGUGAUUGAAGAAGAGGAAGAGCUUGACCUCUCUUUACAUCUUUAAUACUACAUGACACUGUUAGGGUUUUCAGAAUCUGCUUAUGAGUGUAAUUUUUUUAAUGGAGGAAUUGAUA
Cryptomeria japonica (Japanese cedar) is the source of this 1007-nucleotide messenger RNA. RefSeq lists its product as uncharacterized. The record is from RefSeq and is a predicted model, not a curated record. NCBI's taxonomy places the organism in Eukaryota, Viridiplantae, Streptophyta, Pinopsida, Cupressales, Cupressaceae. The coding region runs from base 95 to 937 and encodes 280 amino acids. The transcript has a single exon. Gene Ontology annotation, biological process: negative regulation of abscisic acid-activated signaling pathway.